AUGUUUGUCGGAAUAUGUGGCAGCAUCUGCUCGGGCAAGCAGACCGUGGCCCAGUAUCUUGUUGAGCAUCACGGAUUCAAGCGCCUCUAUCUGCAAGCCCCUGCAUCUGUUUCACACGAGGACCCUUCAUCCAUCGAAGACGCCACUGUGACCUGGACCUUAAACGGCGCUGUGUCCAAGAGCAAUGAGACAUCCUCUUCCCACUUCUUCACCACAGCCGAGGAGUUAUUGGACUUUGUGACUCGGCAAUGGCGCAGCCGCUUUGUAACCACUGACGUCCCCACGGAGCAGGUGCUCGACGUCUUCAUUCGGCGGCCUUUCUUUCUGCUCAUCUCAAUCGACGCUCCGCUCACUCUGCGUUGGCGUCGGUUCCAGCAGCGCUCCAACGAGCCGGAGCAGUCCACUAUUAGCCUCGAGGACUUUGUCUCGCAAAACGACCGGCAUCUAUACGAUGCAGCCUCGGGUCUGCAGCCGCUCAUUUCGCGGGCCACCGUCAGGUUGCUCAACACCUCAUCAUCACUGGCCCAUCUCUAUGCCACUCUCGGAAAGCUCGACAUCCCUAACCCCGACCGUAUGCGGCCAGGCUGGGACACGUACUUCAUGGCGCUGGCAUCUCUGGCGGCACACAGGUCCAACUGCAUGAAACGCCGCGUCGGCUGCGUCCUCGUAGGGCGAGAACGACGAGUCAUCAGCACAGGAUACAACGGUACGCCCCGUGGCCUGCGAAACUGCGCUGAUGGCGGCUGCCCCCGAUGUAACGAGGCAAACGGCUCUGGAGUCGGGCUGUCUACCUGUCUUUGCAUACACGCAGAAGAGAAUGCACUUCUGGAGGCGGGCAGGGAGCGCAUCCGGGAGGGCUCCGUGCUGUACUGCGAUACGUGCCCGUGUUUGACGUGUAGCAUCAAGAUUUGCCAGGUUGGCAUCACUGAGGUGGUGUAUGCCCAUGGUUACAGCAUGGAUACUGAGACAGCAGAGGUCUUUAGACAAGCUGGCGUCAAGCUACGACAGUUCAUUCCGCCUCCGAAUGGUUUGAUACAUCUAGAGAAGAUGGAACUGUAUUCAUAG
Molecule: messenger RNA, 1065 nt
Organism: Trichoderma gamsii
Lineage: Eukaryota; Fungi; Ascomycota; Sordariomycetes; Hypocreales; Hypocreaceae
Exons: 3
Coding region: 1-1065 (354 amino acids)
Molecular function (GO): zinc ion binding; hydrolase activity
Source: RefSeq, a predicted model, not a curated record